Molecule: messenger RNA, 6819 nt
Organism: Centropristis striata (black sea bass)
Lineage: Eukaryota; Metazoa; Chordata; Actinopteri; Perciformes; Serranidae
Product: calcium-activated potassium channel subunit alpha-1a
Exons: 32
Coding region: 881-4705 (1274 amino acids)
Biological process (GO): potassium ion transport; transmembrane transport
Cellular component (GO): postsynaptic membrane
Molecular function (GO): large conductance calcium-activated potassium channel activity
Source: RefSeq, a predicted model, not a curated record
AUGGGGAAAUUAGGUUGAAGUUAGACGUCAUUUGUUAUAAAACUGAAAGUACUUCCACAGAACUUCGAGUUUCAAAGUAAGAUGUCUUUAACCACAAAGUUACAAUAAUGAAAAAUUGAUGAAGCGGUCACUAUAAAUAACCAGACAUCCAGAUAAGCAUCGACGUCUGCUAUUGAUGGCUCCUCCCCCGCUACCUGUAAAUCUGCGAUGCCAUCUCCCGACAAAUGGAUGUGACAGGCGGCUGCCGGAGCCCGGAGACACAGAAUAUCACUAAAUUCUCUCGUCAACACAAGAAACUGUCUUUUUUUCACACCCUAUUUUCUUCCAGGAUGUCGAUAAACUGCGACCUUUAACGCGAGGAGCGCAUUCAACAGUGCGCGGCUCGGAGCUCAAGUAGCGGAGCUGCUGAGAGCUGCGCUGUUAAACAAGGUGGAGGAGUGAGUGAAGCCAUCGCUUACAACGCGUCUCUUUUACAUCGUAAUAGCACUUGAAUAGUUUUAUCCAUCGGGGCUGUGCAGGGAAAUCGUGAGUUUUUUAGGAGUUUGGCAAGAAAAUGUGAUUUUUACGCACAGAUCGAAACGGAUGACGCGCGAUUCCAGCCAUGAACGCGCAUCGUGAGGCGCGCGACUGAUAUUUUAAUUUCAAAGGAAGUUUUUUUUAUAUAAUUAUUAUCGUGCGUGUCUGCUGUCGACUCAACUUUUCCACGUCUUUGCCCAGUGAAGCCAGAUGAGAAGGCAGAGGAGCGGGAGGUGGUUGACUUAACAUGGCUGAGCCGCUGGGGCAUCAGGGGGCGCUGGCCGGUGCUCCCCAAAGCGCCUGAAUCCCAGUUGAGUUUUGCCUUUUGGGGGGAGGGGGCUGGCAGGUGACCAAAGGGCCGAUAAUGUCGAAGAGGGAUAAAUUCAACCCGGAUCCGUCCAUCCACAUAUCCAAGAUGAAUGUCAUCAUCCCGUUUUCCCCAGAUGUGCCCUGUGACAGCAACGGCCAACGGAUGUGGUGGGCUUUCCUCGCCUCGUCCAUGGUCACUUUCUUUGGGGGUCUCUUCAUCAUCCUCCUGUGGAGAACUCUCAAAUACCUGUGGACUGUGUGCUGCCACUGUAACGCCAAAAAGAAGGAGGUCCAUCGGAUCACCACAGGCGAUGGCAUCAAGCGCACGGACAAGGACGACCCGGCAGCCAGUGAGGUGGGCUGGAUGACCUCGGUCAAAGACUGGGCCGGAGUCAUGAUAUCGGCUCAGACAUUGACAGGAAGAGUCCUGGUGGUGCUCGUAUUUGCUCUCAGCAUUGGAGCUCUUGUUAUUUACUUCAUAGAUUCUUCUGAUCCGAUUGAGUCCUGUCAGAACUUCUACAAAGACUUCACCUUGCAGAUCGACAUGGCGUUCAACGUGUUCUUCUUGCUGUACUUCGGCCUCCGGUUCAUUGCUGCCAAUGACAAGCUGUGGUUCUGGUUGGAGGUAAACUCGGUGGUGGACUUCUUCACGGUUCCUCCGGUGUUUGUGUCGGUGUACCUGAACAGGAGCUGGCUGGGCUUGAGGUUUUUAAGGGCCUUAAGGUUGAUACAGUUCUCAGAAAUUUUACAGUUUUUGAAUAUACUAAAGACAAGCAACUCAAUAAAGCUGGUGAACCUGUGUUCAAUCUUCAUAAGCACAUGGCUAACUGCAGCAGGAUUCAUUCAUUUGGUGGAGAACUCGGGGGAUCCUUGGGAAAACUUCCAAAAUUCCCAAGCACUUUCCUACUGGGAAUGUGUCUACUUACUCAUGGUUACUAUGUCCACUGUUGGCUAUGGAGACGUUUAUGCAAAAACCACCCUGGGCCGCCUGUUUAUGGUCUUCUUCAUCCUUGGUGGUUUGGCCAUGUUUGCGAGCUACGUCCCUGAAAUCAUAGAGUUAAUAGGAAACCGCAAGAAAUAUGGUGGUUCCUAUAGUGCGGUUAAUGGGAGAAAGCACAUCGUGGUCUGUGGUCAUAUUACACUUGAGAGUGUGUCCAACUUUCUAAAAGACUUCCUACACAAGGACAGGGAUGAUGUCAAUGUAGAAAUUGUUUUUCUCCAUAAUAUUUCCCCUAAUCUUGAGCUGGAAGCCUUGUUCAAGCGCCACUUCACUCAGGUGGAGUUCUACCAAGGAUCUGUCCUGAACCCACAUGACCUGGCUAGAGUCAAGAUCGAAUCAGCUGAUGCCUGUUUGAUCUUAGCCAACAAAUACUGUGCAGACCCUGAUGCUGAGGAUGCAUCCAACAUCAUGAGAGUAAUAUCUAUCAAGAACUACCAUCCAAAGAUCAGAAUUAUCACGCAAAUGUUGCAGUACCACAAUAAGGCCCACCUUUUAAACAUCCCAAGCUGGAACUGGAAGGAGGGAGAUGAUGCUAUUUGCCUUGCGGAGCUGAAACUGGGCUUCAUCGCUCAGAGCUGUCUGGCUCAGGGCCUCUCCACCAUGCUGGCCAACCUCUUCUCCAUGAGGUCCUUCAUCAAGAUUGAGGAGGACACGUGGCAGAAAUAUUACCUAGAAGGAGUAGCCAAUGAGAUGUACACCGAGUACCUGUCCAGUGCCUUUGUAGGCAUGUCCUUCCCUGUCAUUUGCGAACUUUGCUAUGUGAAGCUGAAGCUGCUGCUGAUCGCUAUAGAGUACAAGUCUGAUCAAAGAGAAUGCAGCACCCUGAUAAACCCUGGAAACCACGUGAAAAUGCAGGAGGGGACUUUGGGCUUCUUCAUUGCCAGCGAUGCCAAAGAAGUAAAGAGGGCGCUGUUUUACUGUAAAGCCUGUCACGAUGACAUUAGUGAUCCCAAAAGGAUAAAGAAAUGUGGAUGCAAGAAAUCCAAGACGGCCGCCUACAAGAAAAUGAGACUGGCAUGUUGUUUUGAUUGCGGCCGCUCAGAGCGGGACUGCUCUUGCAUGCCAGUUAAUGUGCGUUGUAACAUGGACUCUCCUCAACGCGACAUCCCACUCUCUGCUGUCUCUGUUAAUGAUUGCUCAGCCACUUUACGUGCCUCUAAAAAUAGCUAUAAUGGAUAUAUCAAAUCAAUUGAAGAGGACCAACAGUCGGCAUUAUCGCCUAAAAAAAAGCAGCGUAACGGAGGCAUGAGAAACUCUCCAAACUCCUCACCCAAGAUAAUGAGACAUGACCCGCUGCUCAUCCCCGGGAACGAGCAGAUUGAGAGCAUGGACGAGAACGUAAAGAAAUACGACUCCACAGGGAUGUUUCACUGGUGCCCGUCCAAAGACAUCGAGAAGGUCAUCUUGACCCGGAGUGAGGCAGCCAUGACUGUUCUGAGCGGCCACGUGGUCGUGUGCAUAUUUGGAGAUGUGAAGUCGGCGUUGAUCGGUCUCCGGAACUUUGUCAUGCCUCUGAGAGCAAGCAACUUUCACUAUCAUGAGCUGAAGCACAUUGUGUUUGUCGGAUCACUUGAGUACCUGAAGCGGGAGUGGGAGACUCUUCACAAUUUCCCAAAGGUCUCCAUUUUGCCUGGCACACCGUUGAGUCGGGCGGAUCUGAGGGCUGUCAACAUCAACCUCUGCGACAUGUGUGUCAUUCUGUCAGCCAAUCAGAACAAUAUUGAUGAUGCAUCACUGCAGGACAAAGAAUGCAUCUUGGCGUCACUCAACAUCAAAUCCAUGCUGUUUGACGACAGCAUCGGGGUCUUGCAGGCUAAUUCCCAAGGCUUCACACCACCAGGAAUGGAUAGAUCUUCUCCUGAAAACAGCCCCGUCCAUGGAUUAGUGAGGCAGACCUCUGUCACAACUGGAGCAAAUAUUCCCAUCAUAACAGAACUAGCACCAUUAGCAAAGCCAGGCAAAAAACUGCCUGUGAUUUCAUUCAGUCAGGAUAAAAGCAGUGGGACCAGCAUACAAAUGAUAACUGAGCUGGUGAAUGACUCAAACGUUCAGUUCCUGGACCAAGACGAUGAUGACGACCCUGACACAGAGUUAUACCUCACUCAGCCUUUCGCCUGUGGGACAGCCUUCGCCGUCAGUGUGCUGGAUUCCUUAAUGAGUGCUACAUACUUCAAUGAUAAUAUCCUCACCUUGAUCCGGACACUGGUAACAGGCGGGGCGACGCCGGAGCUGGAGGGGCUGCUGGCAGAGGAGAAUGCACUGCGGGGCGGCUACAGCACGCCACAGACGCUGGCGAACAGGGACAGGUGUCGUGUGGCACAGCUGGCCUUGUAUGACGGGCCCUUCGCCGACCUCGGGGAUGGUGGCUGUUAUGGUGACCUGUUUUGUAAAGCCCUUAAAACAUACAACAUGUUAUGUUUUGGCAUUUAUCGGUUACGAGACGCUCAUCUUAACCAACAAAGCCAGUGUACCAAACGGUAUGUCAUAACCAAUCCACCGUAUGCGUUUGAGCUGGUGCCCUCAGACCUGAUAUUCUGCCUGAUGCAGUUCGACCACAACGCUGGCCAGUCUCGAACCAGCCUCUCCCACUCUUCCCAUUCGUCCCAUUCCUCCAGCAAAAAGAGCUCCUCUGUCCACUCAAUCCAAACCACCAACCGCACCAACCGAACCAAAAGCAGGGACUCACGAGACAAACAAAAUGCAACAAGGAUGAAUAGAGUGGGCCAAGAAAAGACAUGGUUUACAGAUGAGCCAGAGAAUACCCACCUGAGGACCAUACAGAUCAAGCCUGUGAAUACGCUCGCCAUCAACCAAGUCAGUCAGUGUAAAUCCACAAGCAGCUUGAUUCCACCCAUCAGAGAAGCAGAAGACGAGUGCUGAGCUCCGGACCCGCGCUGACACCUGGACGCUUGGAAACAUCGUGCAGGUGUCAGACUGGCAUUCGGGUUAUCUUCUCAUCUGCAAACAUCAGCCGAUGUUGGAUGAGACGAACACAAACUGCUUUCCUAGUUCACCUCUGCAGCUUAUUGUACAAGCAGAUUUAGAAUUAUACACAAAAUAUACAUGAAGACAAUCAUAGUCAAAUGUUGCAAUCACUCAAAAUUAGUUUGCUGGUGACCAGACUCCAUGACUUUUUUUGUUCCAUUUUGGGGAAUGAGGGUCACUUGAAGGAGAACAGCAAUGUAAAAAUGACCACUGCUACUUAAAGAGGUAAUUAUUAUAACUGGAUCAAGUUUUGCAAUUGUAAAAGUUGCCUUUUUAGCUGUUCAUGAACAACUACUACUGCAUUGAGUUUACCCAGUGUUGCAGAGUUAUUCUGUACAGUAUGUUAAAAUGUGUAUUUACAUCCAGCUGCGAUCCCACCACAAUGGCAUUGUUAGUGACUGACUCUCAGUGAUUUCUUUGCCAUUUGGAGCUAAUUCACAACAUUUGUGACAGUUAAGAUGGCCAGCGUCCAUGUGUAAAUGGCAUUUGGCUCCAGCCUUAUCUCUAUCCAUUUAUCUUUGUCUUAUCUUUGCCUUUUUGAGUCGUUUGUUAUAACUGUUUUCAUGUUGCUGUUUGGUUGCAAUGUCCAAAACCCCAGAAAUUGUAUUAAGCAAAGCUUUUAAGUAUCUGCAAAGUUUCUUUGGGGGUAAAACAUGAGGAAUAUUCUUUUUUUUAAUGCUUUUUUUUUUUUUUUUUACCAGAGCCAAAUAUGAUAGAGCUGUUUUGUUGUUAGAAUAUAACCAAAAAUCUCACACAGUUUUUAAUACAGUGAAAGAGAUAUUCAUUUACUUACAUCAUAGACGGCAAAGCUGAAUGCUACCGUAUAGCAUGGCACCAUAUAAGUUUGUAGAUUAGUUGAAUGUGAAAGCCUCAUAUUGCAUGAAGUGGGCAUCUUUAAGUCCUCCUUUGGCUGUAAGCACUGCCUGACACAGGAUUGUCUUGGAGGCCAUUGAGCACCUGUAUGGACUCCAUGACCAAUCUUAAUGCCAUAAUCAGAUGUUUUUGUAGAUAAAUGAAGAACAGCUCUAUCAUAAAAAAGUUAUCUUGGCUACAUAUGUGUUCUUAUGGGUUAUAUUCUGUUGGUAAAUCAUCAUGGUGAUCACUUUCAUAUCUGAUAUAUUCAUAAAACAAACUCAUCUAAUGAAGCACAGAUUAUAUGUUUCACUUUGUACAUGUAUAGGUCCAGAAUGCAGAGCUAAGGGUGUUAAUUAAUCUUGUCUUGUUUAAAUUAUACAACAUAGCUAUAUUGGCACUGUUGUCACUUUACUUCGGAAUCAAUGAAGGAGAAAAGAAAGGUGAAAAAAGCAACAGUGCAAGCUCAAUCCACAGAGGAUGUGUCUAGGCUCGGACUCGUGUUGGAAAGAGAGAGGUUGGGAUAUUUUUACUGGCACAGAGAACAUCCAAACUAUCCAUCCCUCAGUGCCAGUAAUGUGCCAGGCAGUGCCGAAGCCAACGGAGGACUCCAGAAGACCCACCGCUGCGAAAAGAGGCUUCUAGUUUAGCUGAAUUUUUUCAAAAAAAUUUGCUUCUGCUUUGAGAUGAAGAAAUGUACCUCUCUCUUUGCUCAGAGACUGUUCAUUUAAAAACUUUUAAAUUUCUUAAUAUGACGCUGUAAUUCCCUGGAGUUAAGGAAUUAAGUCAGUCUUAAAUCUAUUUUUAAGUGAUUCAUCAUCAAGAGCAGAGCCUGAUAGUAAUUCAUUUUAUGUACUCUUCAAAGAAAUCUGUAUAGCUUAAUGUAAAAUAUUUCUUUCCAGUGUGUUCUUGUUUGACAGUAUCUGUGGGGUUGAGACACAUUCGGCAUUGCAGUCUAGUUUGUAUUAUUUUGUGAAUUUCUUUUUAGCACAUCGACUUGUGAACACAAUGACAGUGCUAAGUUGAUGUUUCUGACUAUGUCAUAAUACCCAAUAAUUAAUACAGUUUAUUGUCCUGUACAAAUAGGCUUGUACAUAAAAUUGUACAUGAUUUCAUUUUGUAUUUUCACAAAUUAAAAGCUGAUGUAAUGUGUUCUA